AUGUCUAUCAGGCCAGCCACACACGCAGGGUCGUGGUACCUGUCGAACCCCACGAGGUUGUCGCAGCAGCUAUCGAAGUUCCUUAAUGACGCCACGACCGAGCACGGAGGGGUCCAGCGCGGGACGCGGGCCAUAAUUUCCCCGCACGCAGGCUACAGCUACUGCGGCGAGACAAUGGCGAAGUGCUAUGCGAAGCUCGACGUGAACAAGGACACGAAACGCGUGUUUGUUCUAGGGCCCAGCCACCACUUCCACUUCCGAAAUAUUGCGCUUGUGUCGCGGUACACAGCUCUUGAGACGCCGCUUGGGAACCUCCAGGUAGACGAAGAGACGGUGUCGAAGCUGCUAGGGCAUGCGCGUCUGUUCAGGCCUCUCGAUUAUGAUGAUGAUCAAAAAGAGCACUCACUGGAGAUGCAGUACCCCAUGCUACAUGAAACACUCUUGCAGCGCGGGGUGCGGCCGUCUGACGUGAAGAUUGUACCGAUCCUGAUUUCGUACAACUCCACAGAAGUGGACUACGCCAUCGGAAAGAUAUUGAUCGAAUAUCUACAGUGCGACGACACCGCUGUAAUCGUAAGCUCUGACUUUUGUCACUGGGGACGUCGCUUCGGGUACACUGGAUACGUCAGCUCGGUGGAAGAUAUUCAAGACGCCGUUGCCGAUGGCACCGAGAUCGAGACCUUAACCACAAGAAGCAAAAUGGACCACCAUAGUAUACAAAUCUACAAGAGCAUUGAACUUUUGGAUCGAUACGCAAUGGACAUUUUGGGCCAAAUGGCUGACUCCAGAGAAAAGUACCAGAUUUGGAAAGAUUACCUCGAGGUAACGGGUAAUACUAUUUGCGGGGAAAAACCGAUUGGUGUGCUCCUCUGUGCGUUCAGUUACGUGAAUACCCCGUUAUCCUUUCAUUGGUGCGGUUAUUCUCAAAGUAGCGAAGUGAAGUCUCUGGAAGAUAGUAGCGUUUCUUAUGCUGCAGGCUACUGCAUCUUCUAG
Eremothecium gossypii ATCC 10895 is the source of this 993-nucleotide messenger RNA. It is a transcript of the gene MHO1, whose product is annotated as Mho1p. Bases 1 to 993 code for a protein of 330 amino acids. Lineage: Eukaryota; Fungi; Ascomycota; Saccharomycetes; Saccharomycetales; Saccharomycetaceae. The record is from RefSeq and is marked provisional. The transcript has a single exon.